AUGUGGAACUAUAGGCACGACUAUAAAUGGGAGCUGCCGAAUGUCUCAGCAUCAUCUGCAACGAUGAACGGUUUCUACAUUCUACUCGCUCUCGUAGUCAUCUUCACUCAGAGUUCCAAUGCAAGCUUUGAUCACGACCACUUCGGAGAUUUCGACCAUUUCGACCACGGUCAUGGCCUCUCUCAUCACUUCCCAUUCCAUUCCUUCUGGGGCGGAUUCGGACACCUAGGUGAUGACGUGUUCCCGUUCAAAAACCGCAAACACGCAGCAAGGAAGAACAUCAAGCACAAGAAGGCGAACAAGAACAAGCACUAA
Messenger RNA from Necator americanus (New World hookworm), 315 nucleotides. RefSeq lists its product as uncharacterized. Bases 1 to 315 code for a protein of 104 amino acids. NCBI's taxonomy places the organism in Eukaryota, Metazoa, Nematoda, Chromadorea, Rhabditida, Ancylostomatidae. The record is from RefSeq and is a predicted model, not a curated record. The transcript is spliced from 4 exons.